Gossypium raimondii (Peruvian cotton) is the source of this 1001-nucleotide messenger RNA. Its product is annotated as light-harvesting complex-like protein 3 isotype 2, chloroplastic. Lineage: Eukaryota; Viridiplantae; Streptophyta; Magnoliopsida; Malvales; Malvaceae. The transcript has 3 exons. The record is from RefSeq and is a predicted model, not a curated record. Bases 71 to 823 code for a protein of 250 amino acids.
GCCAUGAAUUCAAACUAAUAAAAACACUCAUCACUUCAUCAAUAACCCAACCCUCAAAAAGCCCAUAUCCAUGGCUACGUUUUCUCCUCCUCCUCUACCUACAUCUUUCUCUGUCAGACCACACUUAACCCACAAUUCAACUCUUUCUCUCCCUUUCAAGAGACCCUUUCUUCUACUAUCCACUAUUCCCAAGUCUUUACCAGACAAUGAAGUUGGGUUUUCAGCUUCUGUUGCUGCUGUCGAAGACCCAGCAUCCAACCAGAUUGAAAACGCCGUGGAGGCCUCUGCUGGGUCUAACGGAGCGGCUAUGACCACCUCGGCUGCAGAUGCUGAGGUUUUGAGCAAGUUUGAGGACCCUAGGUGGAUUGGAGGCACUUGGGACUUGCAACAGUUUGCAAAAGAUGGAACCCCUGACUGGGAUGCUGUUAUUGAUGCUGAGGUCAGGAGAAGAAAAUGGCUCCAGGAUAAUCCAGAAACCACCAGUAAUGAAGACCCUGUAGUGUUUGAUACAUCCAUCAUUCCUUGGUGGGCAUGGAUGAAGAGAUUCCAUCUACCUGAAGCUGAAUUGCUCAAUGGCCGGGCAGCAAUGAUAGGGUUCUUCAUGGCUUACCUUGUGGAUAGCUUGACUGGAGUAGGUCUGGUUGACCAAAUGGGCAACUUCUUUUCCAAAACUCUGUUGUUUGUAGCAGUUGUGGGAGUGCUUUUAAUCAGGAAGAAUGAGGAUUUAGAUAACAUCAAGAAACUGAUUGAAGAGACCACCUUUUCUGACAAGCAAUGGCAAGCGACAUGGCAGGAUGACAACAAUGGUUCCAAUAGUAACUAGUUCAAUUGGAAUUCUCUGUCUUUUUAACAAUCCUGUAGUUGUAGUUUUCCCCUAUUUGUGAGUAAGCAAGGAUCGAAAUUUGAAUAGGUUAUUAAGUUGUAAUCUUGAACUGUUAUGAGCAUUAUUUUAAGUAUCAAUGCAAUGCUUAAUAUAUGAAGAUUCCAGUUGAUGUUUCUAA